AUGAGCGCCGGGAGGGUGCCGUUGGAGGUAGGCACGCGCGGAACCAUCGGCUCACUUCUCAAGAGGGAGAUCGACUACUUCAGAAAAGCCGAGGUGGAACGCGCUCACACAGCCUCCGAAGAGACACCUUCUGCCUCCGGAGGCCGUGGUUUUAAAUUUUCAAUUUCGAAUUGGACGAGGAAGAUGAAGAGGAGGAGGAGCAGUGACAGAGACAGUCACAAUCAAAUUCCUGGUUUUGGUUAUCUAAACCUUAAAGCUCAUUCUCAUAGAUAUGAUGAUGUCUAA
Salvia hispanica is the source of this 285-nucleotide messenger RNA. The record is from RefSeq and is a predicted model, not a curated record. NCBI's taxonomy places the organism in Eukaryota, Viridiplantae, Streptophyta, Magnoliopsida, Lamiales, Lamiaceae.